Dunckerocampus dactyliophorus (ringed pipefish) is the source of this 1080-nucleotide messenger RNA. RefSeq names its product phospholipase A2, group XIIA (gene pla2g12a). The record is from RefSeq and is a predicted model, not a curated record. Gene Ontology annotation, cellular component: extracellular region. Gene Ontology annotation, biological process: phospholipid metabolic process; arachidonate secretion; lipid catabolic process. Gene Ontology annotation, molecular function: A2-type glycerophospholipase activity; calcium ion binding. The coding region runs from base 139 to 726 and encodes 195 amino acids. The transcript is spliced from 4 exons. NCBI's taxonomy places the organism in Eukaryota, Metazoa, Chordata, Actinopteri, Syngnathiformes, Syngnathidae.
CCGGAAAUGAACGCCUAGCACUUCCGGUGCUGAGAAAAAUGAUAACAGUCGCAAUGCAGUCAAGACGGCAGACGGCAAUAGCUUUUUAAAAACUUGCUACUCUUCUGGCCGUCUUUUGUGUUUAUUUCUUAGUGGGCCAUGUUCACAACAAGCAGCUGUAAUGCUUUUUUCCUCCUGGUUGUGUUCUGGGGUGCCCCGGAGUCUGUGGCAGCCUGUAGACAAGAAGCGGAGACUCCCGACUGGCGAAUGACUCUUAAAACAAUUCGUAAUGGCAUCCAUAAGAUCGACACUUACCUUAAUGCGGCGCUCGACUUGUUUGGCGGCGACGACGGCUUGUGUCAUUACAGGUGUAGUGACGGAUACAAGCCGGCACCCCGUCCCGGAUACAAGCCGCCCCCACCCAAUGGAUGUGGAACACCACUCUUUGGCUUCCAGUUUCAGUUCGACAUAGGCAUCCCAUCCAUGACCAAGUGCUGCAACCAGCACGACCGUUGCUAUGACACCUGCGGCCGAGAGAAGCAUGACUGUGACGAGCUAUUCCAAGAGUGCCUGGAGACCAUCUGCAGGAACGUGCAAAGGACUCUGGGAUUGACCCAGAGUGUCCAAGCGUGCGAGUCAGCUGUGACUCUGCUGUUUGACGCCGUGAUGCAUUUGGGAUGCAAGCCUUACCUGGACAGCCAGCGGGACUCUUGCAUAUGUCAGUACCAAGUGAAGAAGGAGCUAUAACGAUGCACCAGGAGCCAAACAAACAUAAGUAGUAUGGAUGGGAUUAGGACAAACUCCGGAAGUAGAAUGUUGUUUUUUUCUCAGGAAUACUAGAGCUGCUGCUCCCUUUUUUCUUUUUUCUUUUUUUGAAGACGGCGGACUCUAUAAAUACUCUUAGCUUUGAUUGAUAACCUGUAAAAAAUUUGAUAUGCAUUUAAUUAUUUAUGGUUGUCUUUGCACUGUUUAAUAGACUGGUCCAACUGGUGGUUGGACUGCAAAUUUACUGUAUUUUCAACCCUUUAUAUAGGGAACUGAUAGAAAUAAAAUAUAAUAUAUACGUCCAGUAAAUUAUUGUAAUACAUGUCAAGUAUUGAU